Molecule: messenger RNA, 3454 nt
Organism: Syngnathus typhle (broad-nosed pipefish)
Lineage: Eukaryota; Metazoa; Chordata; Actinopteri; Syngnathiformes; Syngnathidae
Gene: lingo1b
Product: leucine rich repeat and Ig domain containing 1b
Exons: 2
Coding region: 263-2134 (623 amino acids)
Cellular component (GO): plasma membrane
Molecular function (GO): protein binding
Source: RefSeq, a predicted model, not a curated record
CAUGCAUGUGAGCGUGUGAGGCAGCAGAGCCGCCUGUGUGUUUACAUAUCAGCCUAUCAGUGCUGCUGGAUUUAGCGCAUCUGUAGAGGACGAAGGCAUUUUGCGGAUGCCCCAAUUGACAAGGGAAUUUCAUUGCUACAUACGUCCACUAUUAGCUUUGAAAUCUGCACCCGUCUUGUUUGCUGCAUCUCUGUCUCCAUGCUUUUGGAGGCAUUUUGAAUUUCCUUGGCAACAUGGAGCUGCUUGAAUUAGAAUUCUCUGCAUGACAGUCCUGGUUCACAAUAGGAUGGUCUCUGCUGAGGCAGGGGGGCACAGCUACUUGGUGGCGUGCUGGCAGCCCAUCCUCGUCCUGAUGCUGGGAACCGUCCUGUCUGGUUCAACCACGGGCUGCCCUUCCCGAUGUGACUGCAAUGCCCAAGAGCGAUCGGUCGUAUGCCAUCGAAGACGAUUGGCUACUUUCCCCGAAGGCAUCCCCACUGAAACAAAGCUCCUAGACCUGAGCAAGAAUCGGCUAAAACUUCUGGGGCCAGAGGAAUUCAUCAACUACCCCCAACUGGAGGAGCUCCAGCUGAAUGAAAACAUUAUUUCGUCCAUCGACCCUGGAGCUUUUAGCAACCUCAUGAAUCUACGGAAUCUCGGGUUGCGAAACAACCAGCUGAACCUCAUUCAGCUUGGUGUGUUCACAGGCCUUAACAACCUAACCCAGCUGGAUAUUAGUGAGAACAAAAUUGUCAUUCUGCUGGACUACAUGUUUCAGGAGCUCUACAACUUGAGGGUACUGGAAGUGGGUGACAAUGACCUCGUUUUUAUCUCACCACGAUCGUUUCAUGGCCUCAGCAAUCUUGAAACCCUCAACAUUGAGGGUUACAAGCUGUCCUCGGUGCCCACUGAUGCCCUGAGCCAUCUGCACAACCUGCUGUCACUUCGAUUACGGUAUCUAAACGUCACUGCCAUUAGAGAUUACUCGUUUAAGCGGCUGUAUAGGCUGCGGGUACUAGAAAUAUCACAGAUGCCUUCCCUGGAUACCAUGACCCCGAAAUGCUUGUUUGGAAUCAACCUAACAUCUUUGGCAAUCACAAAUUGUAAUCUUACUGCCAUCCCUUACCAAGCUAUCAGUCACUUAAGAUAUUUACGCUUUCUAAACCUGUCUUUCAAUCCCAUUGUUACUGUUGAAGGGAACCAACUUCACAAUCUACAAAAGCUCCAGGCUUUUCAUUUAGCCGGUGGCAGAUUAAUUGUCAUUGAGCCUUACUCUUUUAGAGGACUAAAUCAUCUGCACAUUCUUAAUGUUUCUAGUAAUAGAUUAAGCACCUUGGAGGAAUCCGUCUUCCAUUCAGUGGGUAAUUUGGAAACCCUGGCUUUGCAUGACAACCCUUUGGCCUGCGACUGUCGCUUGCUUUGGGUUUUCCGCCGGCGGUGGAGGUUAAACUUUAAUAGACAGCAGCCCAUCUGUGCGUCACCUGGUAUGGUGCAGCGAAGGGAGUUUAAGGACUUCCCAGAUAUUCUACCUUCUGAUUAUUUCAUCUGCCAGAAAUCUAAGAUUGUGGAUAACAAGAUUCAAGAGAGUCAUGUGGAUGAAGGGACUACGGUCAGUUUUACUUGCCAAGCUGAGGGUGAGCCAGUUCCGGUCAUCAUGUGGCUUUCUCCGAAGAAAGAAUACAUCACCACCAAAACUUGGGGGUCAAGACUUUCGGUGUCUGAUGAUGGCAGACUUGAGGUUCGGUAUGCCCAGAUCCAAGACAACGGGACCUACUUGUGCAUUGCAAGUAAUGCAGCAGGCAAUGACACCAAAGUUGCUCAUCUUUUUGUUCAUAGCUACUCUCCUAAUUGGCCUCAUCAACCAAACAAGACAUUUGCCUUUAUUUCCAACCAACCCAGCGAUGAAGGUGCGAAUGUGACCCGUACCACAGUUCCAUUUCCAUUUGAUGUAAAGACGCUCAUCAUUGCGACCACGAUGGGGUUCAUCUCGUUCCUUGGCGUUGUACUUUUUUGUCUUGUAAUACUAUUUCUCUGGAGCCGAGGGAAAGACAACACCAAACCAAGUAUAGAGGUUGAGUAUGUGCCACGCAAAGAAGAUGCAGAGGAGGCUAGUCCACCGGAGACACCCGUACAAUUCAAUAUGAAAAUCAUGUGAACCAUAAAAAUACCAUAGACUUAUGAACUCCAGUUGCGAUACACACUAUCUUUGCUUCAAAUGUGUACUUGAGCAAUCGCAAUUACACAGUUGCAAAAGCAUCUUGUCCAUAUGUACUUUUCUCUCUUUUUUUACAAAAAGCCUUUAAGAGAAAACAUUGCAUAAAUGUAAACAUUGUACUGGCAAGACUCUAGUCUGUUAACAUGCACACAUACCGACCGCUAAAUUGAAUGACUGCUUCCGAGCAAAUUACAGUAGUUGGCAAUAAGAAACACAAUUGAUGCAAGUCUCCACACAAAUUAAAGAAAUGAAUACUGUCAGAUUACAUCCAGACAAAAUGUCAUCGGUGAUAUAGGAAUGCUGUUUUUAUUAGCACAAACUUAGCGAAGACUCAUUCAGAUUUAUAAAACACAAAGUACCGACUAAACUCCAUUGUUGUAUGCUUAAAUAUUCCUCCUAUCCCAUGGCAAGUAGCAAUGACUGCAACACCAUAGAUUUAUUAUUUCAUUAAACUAGUAUAUUGCAUUUAUAAAUUCUUAAUUUCAGUUUAAGGCCAUGGGAUUUUAAAGAUUGGAUGUAAUAUUUCAAAUAUGUCAUUUUAUGUCAGAUUGAAGAAAUACACAUCUUUUCAUACUUUUGUUGACAGGGCCAUACGUAUCACUCAGCUUUGGCUGUCCAACAACCAAGUGUUUUUGUUUACUAAUGUGUCUUGACUUUUGAACAGGUAACUGAAGAUGAAUCUGGAGACAAGCUAGAUGUUUGAUUGUUAAUUAAUAGUGAUAGGUGUGACGUUUAGUCUAUUUUCAUGGGAAAGGAAGAUAGGGAGACAUGCAAUUGUCAUUUUUCUUAAUCUGGUUACAUUACGCUGUAAUAAAAAGGUGUGCAUGUUAACACACUAAAAAGAACAAAAAGUUAUUAUGUGAUCUUUUCUGACAACAAAAAAAUAGGUAUUUUGACAUGUUCUGAAUGUUGAAUGUUUUUUGCCCCCCCCCCCCUAAAUAUUUUUUUCUUAUUUGCAUUGCUAAACAUGGAUGGGAUUUAAGCAAAUUAUAUAACUUCAAGAGAAAAUUAUGUAUUCAAGAAAUACAUUUGCUGUACCCUUUUCAAAAGAGAAAGCAAGUAUAUUGUUUAUUGAGUAUGUAAGAGUUGUUCAAAAUGCCGCAAUUGAGUAGUAAAAUAUAUAUAUAUAUAUAACCCAGUUGAAAGAAUUAUUAUUUUGUAAUAUAGUUAUAUUGGAAAUAAUAGCUGUGUUUUUCAAAAAGUGAGUAAAUCUUGAAUCCUUACAGUUGCAAUUAUUUUCAAAUGCCAAAACAUCGAGAA